Molecule: messenger RNA, 1904 nt
Organism: Oryza sativa Japonica Group (Japanese rice)
Lineage: Eukaryota; Viridiplantae; Streptophyta; Magnoliopsida; Poales; Poaceae
Product: RNA polymerase II C-terminal domain phosphatase-like 4
Cellular component (GO): nucleus
Molecular function (GO): RNA polymerase II CTD heptapeptide repeat phosphatase activity
Source: RefSeq, a predicted model, not a curated record
UUGCGCAUCCACCCACCCCAACCGACCAAAGCUCGCCCCUUUGCCCUCGGUCAUGAGCCUCGCCGCCGAGUCGCCGUCGCCGUCCUCCCCGUCGUCGUCGAGCGGCAGCGACGACUUCGCGGCGCUCCUCGACGCGGAGCUCGAGCUGACCUCCGCCGCCGACUCGGCCUCCGCCGGAGACCCCUCCGCCGCCACCGACGACGACGACGAAGGUGGUGACGAGGAGGAGGAGGAUGUGGUGGUGGUCGUGGAACAAGAGGACGCCAUCGUAGAGCAGAGCAGUACCAAACGGCGUAGAGUGGAGGACCAACACCGUCAUCAAGCAGUAGUAAUGAAGUCAGAUGAGGAUACCGUUGAUGUUAAAAUUGAUGAAUGCCCACCACAUCCUGGGUUUUUUGGUGGACUUUGCUAUAGAUGUGGGAAAAGACAAGAUGAGGAAGAUGUUCCAGGAGUUGCUUUUGGUUACAUCCAUAAGGGUUUGAGGCUAGGUACAACAGAAAUUGACAGACUGCGUGGAGCUGAUUUAAAGAAUUUAUUGCGAGAAAGAAAACUAGUACUCAUUUUGGACUUGGAUCAUACACUGAUCAACUCAACCAAACUCUUUGAUCUUUCUGCUGCUGAAAACGAAUUGGGAAUUCAAUCUGCUGCUAAAGAAGUUGUUCCGGACAGAAGCUUGUUCACAUUGGAGACAAUGCAGAUGCUUACAAAGUUGAGACCAUUUGUCCGUAGAUUUUUAAAAGAAGCAAGUGAUAUGUUUGAGAUGUAUAUAUACACUAUGGGUGACAAGGCUUAUGCAAUUGAAAUAGCAAAACUUCUUGACCCUGAUAAUGUAUAUUUUGGCUCAAAGGUGAUUUCGAACUCUGAUUGCACUCAGCGACACCAGAAAGGUCUUGAUGUGGUUCUUGGAGAUGAAAGUGUUGCAGUGAUUCUUGAUGACACUGAGUAUGUGUGGCAGAAACAUAAAGAAAAUCUGAUUCUAAUGGAGAGAUAUCAUUAUUUUGCUUCUAGUUGUCGCCAAUUUGGUUUUGGUGCCAGAUCUUUGUCAGAGACAAUGCAGGACGAAAGGGAGAAUGAUGGUGCUUUAGCUACAAUUUUAGAUGUCUUGGAGCGCAUACACACAAUUUUCUUUGAUCCGGAUGAUCAAAAACCUCUUUCUUCACGGGAUGUAAGACAGGUGAUCAAGAGGGUACGGCAGGAAGUACUUCAAGGCUGCAAACUAGUGUUUACGCGUGUAUUCCCGUUACAUCAGCGCCAACAAGAUCAGAUGAUCUGGAAGAUGGCCGAGCAGUUGGGUGCCGUUUGCUGCACAGAUGUGGAUUCUACGGUCACCCAUGUUGUUGCUUUGGAUCUAGGAACGGAGAAGGCUCGCUGGGCUGUUAGUAACAAGAAGUUUUUGGUCCACCCCCGCUGGAUUGAGGCCGCAAAUUUCCGAUGGCAACGGCAACAAGAGGAGGAUUUUCCUGUAGCUCGACCAAAGGAGAAGGGUAAAGAAAAUGCCGCUGAUGCUCCUAUCUCAAAGGAGAACGGUGACAAAAAUGCCGCUGAUGCUGCUAACGCAAAGAAGGGUAACGAAAAUGUCGCUGAUGCUGGUAGCACAAAGGAGGGGAGUAAAGAAAAUGCUGAUGAUGCUGCUAACUCAGAGGAGGAGUAAAGAAAAUGCUGAUGAUGCUGCUAACGCAGAGAAGAGUAAAUCUGAUGGUGCUGCCAGCGGUGCAACUGGCUCGUAACCAGCUUAUACCUUUUGUAAACCGUUGCGGACAUUGCUGUAGCUGCGAACCUACAUUAGGAUACGUACUCUUGCGAAAUAGAAAUUGUGGCUAGUUUGAAUCGGACUGUGCGGAUGAUGGUGUUAUGGUACAUGUGAGAUUUUUCCUACUGAUCUGGGCCUCCAGCCAUAUACUUUA